Messenger RNA from Hypomesus transpacificus, 2325 nucleotides. It is a transcript of the gene gtf2e1, whose product is annotated as general transcription factor IIE, polypeptide 1, alpha. NCBI's taxonomy places the organism in Eukaryota, Metazoa, Chordata, Actinopteri, Osmeriformes, Osmeridae. The transcript has 6 exons. Gene Ontology annotation, cellular component: transcription factor TFIIE complex. The record is from RefSeq and is a predicted model, not a curated record. Bases 250 to 1596 code for a protein of 448 amino acids. Gene Ontology annotation, biological process: transcription initiation at RNA polymerase II promoter; transcription open complex formation at RNA polymerase II promoter.
CAUAGUUUUGUUUACUGGGUUUCAUUUCCGGGACAUCAGUGAAGCGUGAUACACGAAACAAUCGCCUGAACUUGAUUACAGGAACAAAUGUAAUCUUAUAUAAAUCCAUUCCCACGAACAGCACCAGCCCUGCUCCCAAUUGGCUGGAGUCCUUUCCAGAAACACUCCCUCUCUUCGUGGCAUUUUUCCGGUCUUCUACACCUUUGCUUGCAGAGCCAAACUAUCGCACACUCCUAUGAACCGUUGAAGAUGACUGAGCCAGAGCUACUGACAGAGGUCCCGGCUGCAUUGAAACGCCUCGCUAAACAAGUAGUCCGGGGCUUCUACGGGGUGGAGCAUGCCCUGGCCUUGGAUGUGCUCAUCCGCAACCCCUGCGUCCGCGAGGAGGACAUGCUGGAGCUGCUGAAGUUCGACCGCAAGCAGCUGCGCUCGGUGCUCAACACGCUGAAGGGGGACAAGUUCGUCAAGUGCCGCAUGAGGGUGGAGACGGCGGCCGACGGGAAAACCACGCGCCACAACUACUACUUCAUCAACUAUCGUCUGCUGGUGAACGUAGUGAAGUACAAGCUGGACCACAUGCGGCGGCGCAUAGAGACGGACGAGCGAGACUCCACCAACCGGGCGUCCUUCCUCUGUCCCUGCUGCUACAGCACCUUCACUGACCUGGAGGCCAACCAGCUGUUUGACCCCAUGUCAGGUACGUUCCGCUGCACAUUCUGCCAGACGGAGGUGGAGGAGGACCAGUCAGCGGUCCCUAAGAAGGACGCACGGACGCUGGUGGCUCGCUUCAACGAGCAGAUCGAGCCCAUCUACGUCCUGCUGCGGCAGACAGAGGACGUCAACUUGUCACAUGACCUGCUGGAACCCGAGCCCUCAGAGAUCCCCGCGCUGAAGCAGAGCCGUGACCGUGCGGCGGCAGGCGCGGCGGGCGGGCCUCACCGCGAGGCGUGGUCCAACCGGGGCUCGUCCUACGCUGACAUGUAUACCCAGAACGUGGAGAUCAGCAUGGAGGAGCAGCAGGAGGAGGAGCAGAGGAGGAGGGCCAGCGAGGCCAAGGCUACCCGGGACAGGCCCGUGUGGCUCACCCAGAGCACCGUGCAGGGGGGUACCUACACCGAGCCUGACGCUGCCAAGAACGACGCAGACGACAGGACCGGAGCCCAGGAGGGCGUGGCCGGCGCGGCCGCCCAAUCAGACGAGAACGAGGAGGUCAUGCGGGCGCUCCUCAUCCACGAGAAGAGGAGUGGGGCGGGGCCAGCCGGGGGCGGGGCCAAGGCGGCGGCCAAGGCUCUCGCCUCCGCCGGCAAUGCCAGCGACUCGGACAGCGACACCAGCGAAUCGGACGAGGACUCGCCCAUGGCCCCGCCUCCCGCGGCGGCGGCCGGCUCCUCCCAGCAGCGGCGUGCGGAGGUGGAGGAUGAUGAUGAGGAGGAGUUUGAGGAGGUGGGGGAGGACCACAUGGUGAUGGUAGCUGGGAAGGCGUACUCCUACAGGGAGGUGAGCCAGAGACCUGAGCUGGUGGAGCAGAUGAGCACUCAGGAGAAGGAGGCCUACAUCGAGAUAGGACAGAACCUCUUCCAGGACAUGUACUUCUGAACACACACACACAUUCAGUUUAUGUUUGAUAAUUGUCACUUGUCCCACAAUUCACCUAGGAUCUUCAAGAGGAUAACAGGAAGUCAGCCUGCCUGUAGUCCAUCAUCCCACUAGAACUACAAAAGGGACAUGCCACAUCUAAAUGCCAGAGUGUUUAGAAGACAGUUAGUACCUCCAUAUCGCCACUGUAUUCCCUCACAGGUGUCUGAAGGAUGCUCUCUGUUUGUUCCAGAGACUUCUGUGUGCUGGCUGUAUUUCCACUAGUGCCAGUCAGUGUCUUGUCAGUUAUAUAGUAUUAUAUUCUCUCUCACACUGUCCACGCUGCCAUGGGCCGGCUGUUUCAUCUGUCCACACACUGAGGCCUCUCUGUUCUCAGGUCACGUUCUUCUGUGCAUUAUUCAUUAUAUGUACCAUCCCACACACACACAGUUACACACCUACACACACACAGUUACACCCCCCCACACACACACAGUUACACACCUACACACACACAGCCGACAGGUUCUUUUCUUACUGGGCUGUCCCAGCAGCAGGAAGCAAAGAACCACGUUUGAUGUUACCACGACAACCCCCAGGACGCUGUGACCUGCGACGAGGCGGGUGACUCCCCCUAAAGAGGGUGGACUGACAUUUACAGAGAUCCCAGGAGCAACCCCCUCUCUCUCCCUCCCUCUCUCUCUUCCUCUCUCUCCCUCCGCUUUCUAUCUCCUCUCUCUCCCUCCCCUC